This is a messenger RNA of Clonostachys rhizophaga, 582 nucleotides long. Lineage: Eukaryota; Fungi; Ascomycota; Sordariomycetes; Hypocreales; Bionectriaceae. The record is from the annotation of a GenBank genome assembly.
AUGCUCUUCCAAAAGAUCACUUUCGUAUUGGCUGCUGCUGCUUCCGCGGUAUGCGCUUCUCCAGCCGCUUCCCCAGCCGAACCCACCGGUCUCGGUCUCCUGGAACGCGCAGGUCUCAGCAAAGACUGCACUUCCGUCGUGAAGAACAUCUCACCAAUCCUGACAUCAACCCCCACGGCCCCCUACUCCCUCAUCAACUACAUUGCCUCGCAGACGCAAUGGACCACCCUCCCGAGCUGCGAGGUCCCCUGGGUCACGGACAGCAUGUCGAGCCAGUUCACCUCCUACAUGUCCGCCCGGUCCAGCUGGCAGGCCGAGCACAAGAGCGAGAUCAAGAAGUUCGUCUCCGCCUGCGCCGACGACCUGAUCGAGCUCGGCGAGGAUGCCGGUGUUGACCUUUCCGCCGUCACGCAGACUUGCGACGAGUACCUGUGGGCGACCUCGACUGCUCGCCCUACCUCCAGCAACAGCAACAACAACAGCGGCGACAAGGACAGUGACAAGGGCGCUGCUGCCCAUCUGUCGAUCUCCAUCAUUGGUGCGGCUCUGGCUGCUGGUAUUAUGGCUGUCGGCCUAUUAUAA